Molecule: messenger RNA, 402 nt
Organism: Saccharomycopsis crataegensis
Lineage: Eukaryota; Fungi; Ascomycota; Saccharomycetes; Ascoideales; Saccharomycopsidaceae
Exons: 1
Coding region: 1-402 (133 amino acids)
Molecular function (GO): RNA binding
Source: RefSeq, a predicted model, not a curated record
AUGUCAGGUUAUAGAAUUCAUGUGACAAAUAUUCCUAUCCUGAUAACCGGUCCAGAGCUCAAUGCUCUUUUUAUACCCUUUGGAAAUAUUAUACAAAUAAAACCAUCAGAAAAACUCACAAGAUAUUUUAAGACUGGAAAGGGAAAGGAUCUUGAUGAUAAUUCAACGACUUUUGCUGAUAUUGAUUUCGAUGAAUUAGAAGAUGCUAUUGAAGCCCGUAAUAACAUGAAUGGAUUUGAAAUUUAUGGGAAAUUUUUGAUUGUCACUGGUCGAAACCUCGAUAAUCAAGAUCAAAAUAGUAAAGAUCAUGGAAUAUUAUCGGGUCUCAAGGAUAAGAGAGCCAUUUGGGAUGAAGACAACAAAGGAAUUUUGGAUAUCGAUACUGAUGGGACACCUGAGUGA